UAUUUAUGUUGCUAGCUGCGGAUGAAGAAGUAUGAUACAUCAGUUCUCCUGCGAUCAGACUCACUACUUUGAUAUGUCUCGUCCUGCUUAAUACCUAGCGCCUGUGCCACUGAGUGGACGGGCUACUACAUUUCAAGCUUAUAUUAAUGCUCUUGAAUGGUUUUCGUUUUGGCUGAUUUACCCGGCCCAUCAGGAUGUUGGUUUUCGUCGUCCUUGUGCCACCUUUGUUUUGCAGUGGAUCCACCGACUGACAAGCAGGCAGGGGCACAUCCACAUUAUGACCGAAUAACAAGUAAGAUGAAGCCUGCUCUCUGCGUCAUCUGCGAGUCUCCGACCUGAACUCGAAAAUCAAGUAAAAACUCGACGUUCUUGGUUUGUGACGAGUCAACCGCAACUGUCUUCAAAGUGCCGAGGGCUUGGGUGUGGACUAUAUCCUGAGCUAUGCUCUUGCGCAACUGAAGAUACUUCCACUCGGUUCCCAACGAAACGGAAGGGAGACGCCGAAGGAGGAAUAUUUCACCUUAAAAGUUGUCGCGGAGGUCGUCGAGACUCAGCACCAGAAUCGUUGUUUUUAUUAAGGCCAUUCUAUCAAGUUCUUUGAGUAUAAUUUAACUUCUAGAGCUUUUAGGUACUUUGAGUAUAAUAAUAACUUCUAGAGUUUUAUUGAGUACCAAUGAGUAAGUGUAAGAAUAACAACUUGGAGCAGGACCUGGCGCUCCAACUGAGAGCUCCAAUUCUGUUGUCCCGUCACAAAGGAAUUACUGAACUGAGCCGCUCCGGCUCCCCGUAAACUCCCCUUUCUCUUUUCGUAAGAUCCAACCCAUGAGUGGCGGUAUGGGUAUAAGUACCAAAAACUCCAAUGGACUUCUAGGACCAGUUCGAUCACAGAAGUGAUGUUUCAU
Molecule: messenger RNA, 902 nt
Organism: Amoebophrya sp. A25
Lineage: Eukaryota; Dinophyceae; Syndiniales; Amoebophryaceae
Source: the annotation of a GenBank genome assembly